Messenger RNA from Gigantopelta aegis, 736 nucleotides. RefSeq lists its product as uncharacterized. The record is from RefSeq and is a predicted model, not a curated record. Gene Ontology annotation, molecular function: zinc ion binding. Bases 65 to 736 code for a protein of 223 amino acids. Lineage: Eukaryota; Metazoa; Mollusca; Gastropoda; Neomphalida; Peltospiridae. The transcript has 4 exons.
UUUAACUUUUGGAGAUAUUUAUCUCUAUUUAAUCGACACACCAUCCAUCUACAACAAAGAUUCAAUGAAAGCCUACAAAUCGCUGGAAGCAUACAAGUAUGUUGUUAGCGGACAUGUGCAGGUUGUGCUGUCAAAUCCAGUAGAUGACAAGUGCCCUUUCAUUGCAUUGAAAUCUAAAGUGACUCCUUCGCAGAGGGCAAGGGACAAGCCACAUGAGCCAUGGGUUUUCUUGGAGAAAAACAGCGGCACAGUUUACUGUGCACACUGUACCUGUAUGGCCGGGUUAGGUGAAGUAUGCAGCCAUGUUGGAGCUCUUUUGUUCAAGAUCGAGAUGGGUGUUAAGAUGGGUAUGACCCAAACCAGCUCAACCAGUAAAGCUUGUCAGUGGAAUAGCACUUUUCGAAAAGAGUGUAAGACUGCACCAAGUAUGGUCAUUGUACGACUGUCCAUUGAUGUCGACUUCUGUCAGAGUCUGAUUGCUAAAUGUGAACAUUUUGUAAACAACUUUGUCAAAAAUGAGUUGGUGUCUCGCAAACUGGAAAACCAGCCAGUAGUUACUUCUACCCAUAAAGAAGAUAACAGUGAUCAAACAUGGUGCAUUUGUGCUGAAGUAGAAUAUGGUCGAAUGAUCAAGUGCGACAAUGAAGACUGCCCAUAUCAGUGGUUUCACUACAAGUGUGUGAACAUUCGCAGGAAGCCUAGAGGAAAAUGGUUUUGUGCUAGCUGUGACAAAUAA